Messenger RNA from Nematolebias whitei (Rio pearlfish), 2536 nucleotides. RefSeq names its product phospholipase A2-activating protein (gene plaa). The record is from RefSeq and is a predicted model, not a curated record. The transcript has 14 exons. Gene Ontology annotation, biological process: proteasome-mediated ubiquitin-dependent protein catabolic process; ubiquitin recycling. NCBI's taxonomy places the organism in Eukaryota, Metazoa, Chordata, Actinopteri, Cyprinodontiformes, Rivulidae. Bases 65 to 2458 code for a protein of 797 amino acids. Gene Ontology annotation, molecular function: ubiquitin binding. Gene Ontology annotation, cellular component: nucleus; cytoplasm.
UGUUGACAGCAACGCCGCUUAGUUUUACACUGUUUUAAGUUUCGUUUUGUUUUCUUGGUUAAAAAUGGCAUCGUCCAAUUCAUAUAAACUAAGGUGCUCCAUCCCGGGCCACGAGAUGGACGUGAGGGGACUCGCAAGUACUAUUUUUCCAGAAGGAGCUUUCGUGUCUGUGUCCAGAGACCGAACCGGAAGAGUUUGGUUGCCGAACUCAAGCCCAGACAAAGGCUUCACAGAGAUGCACUGCAUGUCUGGCCACUCGAACUUUGUAUCGUGCGUUUGCGUUAUUGCACCCAACGAAACGUACCCCCGCGGGCUGAUCGCCACAGGUGGGAACGAUAAUAACAUUUGCGUCUUCACUCUGGACCGACCGCAGCCCCUGUUCACCCUUCAGGGUCACAAAAAUACAGUUUGCACGCUGUCGUCGGGGAAGUUCGGGACACUUUUGAGCGGCUCCUGGGACACCACGGCUAAAGUCUGGCUCAACGAGAAGUGCAUGAUGACUUUGCAGGGCCACACAGCAGCGGUGUGGGCGGUGCUCAUCCUUCCUGAACAAGGCCUCAUGCUGUCUGGGUCAGCAGAUAAAACCAUAAAGCUCUGGAAGGCUGGUCGAUGUGAGAAGACGUUUACAGGUCAUGAGGACUGUGUCAGGGGGCUGGCAGUGAUCAGCAGCACAGAGUUCCUCUCUUGCAGCAACGACACGAGCAUCAGACGGUGGCUGGUGACGGGCGACUGUGUGCAGGUUUACUACAGCCACACCAACUUCAUCUACAGCUUAGCCGUCUUCCCUAACAGCCAAGAUUUCGUCAGCACAGGAGAGGACCGGACUGUGAGGAUAUGGAGGAAGGGGGAGUGCUUCCAGACGAUCCGCCUGCCCGCUCAGUCUGUUUGGUGCUGCUGCAUCCUGCCGAACGGCGACAUCGCUGUUGGCGCCAGUGACGGCAUCAUCCGUGUUUUUACGGAAGCUGAGGACCGUGUGGCCAGCGCAGAGGACCUCCAGGCCUUCGAGGACGAGCUGUCCAAAGCUACCAUUGACCCCAAGACCGGAGACCUGGGAGACAUAAAGAUGGAGGACCUGCCUGGAAGGGAACACCUCAACGAGCCUGGGAAUCGUGACGGGCAGACGCGUUUGAUCAAAGACGAGCAGAAGGUGGAGGCGUAUCAGUGGAGCGUGAGCGACGGCCGCUGGCUGAAGAUCGGAGACGUGGUCGGAGGCUCCAACCAGCAGACCUCCAAGAGCGUGAUGUACGAAGGAAAGGAGUACGACUACGUCUUCACCAUCGACGUUAACGAGGGGGGGCCGUCCUUGAAGCUGCCGUACAACAUGGCGGAGGACCCCUGGCUCACGGCGCACAACUUCCUGCAGAAAAACGACCUGAGCCCCAUGUUCCUCGACCAAGUGGCUAAUUUUAUAAUCGAGAACACUAAAGGUCACGUGGUGGGUCCAGCUCAGCCCGAGGACGGGGACCCGUUCACAGGAGGAGCUCGGUAUAUUCCUGGAUCCUCUGAUGACGGACAGAGCUUUGGAGCAGAUCCCUUCACAGGUGCUGGCCGAUACAUCCCAGGGUCGAACCCCAACCCAAGCGCUCCUUCAGGCGGGGCAGACCCGUUCACAGGAAAAGGCGCCUACUCCUCUGCGGCCCAGAAACAGCCGACCAACAUCUACUUCCCCAAGACGGACGGUGUGACCUUUGAGCAAGCUAACGCCUCUCAGAUUAUCGCCAAGUUGAAGGAGCUGAAUGCCGAGGCGCCUCAGGAGCACAAACUCUCUGCAGACAUCGUGGAAAGUCUGGAGAGUUUGUUGUUGUCGGUUUGUGGGUCGAACUCAGCCGAGGCUCCUCCCACCCUCCAGCAGAUCGACGUGCUCUGGAAGGCCUCGCACUGGCCUGAAGACAUCGUGUUUCCCGUCCUGGACAUCCUGAGGCUGGCGGUGCGCCACCCGCAGGUGAACGAGAGCCUCUGCGGCGAGGCCGAGGGCGUCCAGCUGUGCAACCACCUGCUGAAACUGAUGAGGAGCGAGAGCCGCCCCGCCAACCAGAUGCUGGCGCUGCGCACGCUGUGCAACUGCUUCAGCGGCAGGCACGGCCGCGCCCUGCUCGUGGCGCAGCGCGAGACGGUCCUGUCGCGCGCCGCCGACCUGGCCGCCGUCCGCAAUAAGAACAUCCACAUCGCCCUGGCCACACUGGUGCUCAACUACGCCGGCUGCUUUCACAGCCGGCCCGACCUGGAGGCCAAGGCGCAGUGUCUGUCCGUGGCCAGCAGGGCUCUGGAGACCGUGCAGGACAAGGAGGCCGUCUUCAGGCUGCUGGUGGCUUUGGGAACCACCGUGGCCUCCGACGAGACGGCACAGGACUUGGCUCGCUCCCUUGACGUCGGCUCUCAGAUUUCCAAAUACUCCUCGGUGUCGGAUCCGUCGAAGGUGGGCGAGUGCUGCCAGCUGGUUCUGAAAGAACUCCACUGAUGUGAAUAGUUCCUGUUCCUCUCCUGAACGGGUUGUGAUGAAAAUAAAAAUAUUACACUUGUAUGGUCUGCAAUAAAA